AUGCGCGACGCGCUCCUCGCGCGGAACAAGAGCGUCAAGAGCGGCCCGCGGCGCCAGCGCCGCGACACGGAGCUGUUGAAAAUACCUCUCAAGUCCGUCUACGACGUCCGCGAGAAGAUCGGCAACGGGUCCUACGGUACGGUCUGCCGCUGCUGGCACGUCGGCUCCGGCGCCGAGUGCGCCGUCAAGACCGGCACGGCGGGGCCCCGGUCGGCCGCGGAGAUCGACGCGGCGCUGCAGAAGGAGAUCGAGAUCCUGACGAACAUGCACCACCCCCACAUCAUCGAGCUCUUCGACGUCUUCGACGACGCGCCGAACGACGCCGUGCACAUCGUCAUGCCCCUCUGCCGCGGCGGCGAGCUGUUCGGCCGCAUCGGCGGCGGCUUCUCCGAGGUCGACGCGGCCGUCUACUCGCAGCAGAUGCUGUCCGCGCUCGAGUACCUCCACUCCCAGGGCAUCGUGCACCGCGACCUCAAGCCGGAGAACUUCAUGUUCCUCACGGAGGACGAGGACUCGGACCUCGUCCUGAUCGACUUCGGCGUGUCGACGUUCUUCCGCCGGGGCAAGCCCCUCGACGCGGCGCUGGGCACGGUCUACUACACGGCGCCCGAGGUCUUCGACGGCGAGUACGACGAGAAGUGCGACGUCUGGUCCAUCGGCAUCAUCAUCUACAUGCUCUUGGCGGGCCACGCGCCCUUCGAGGACGCGAAGCACCGCGAGUACAAGAUCGUCUCCGCGAUCCGGAACAAGCCGCCGCCCUUCAAGGACCGCGAGUGGGCCGGCGCGAGCCCCGAGGCCAUCGCCUUCCUGAAGCGCCUCCUCGUCAAGGACCCCGCGCGGCGGCCGGGCGUCACGGAGGCCCUGGGCGACGCGUGGUUCAAGGUCGAGAACGUGUCCGCGCUCGUCGCCUACGGCGAGGACAUCGUGCUCCGCCUCGGCCGCUUCCAGCAGAUGAACGCCAUGAAGAAGGUCGCGCACCAGAUGAUCGCGACGGAGCUCACGGAGGCGGAGAUCGGCCACCUGCAGCAGCAGUUCCGGCUCCUCGACACGGACGGCGACGGCGUCAUCACCGUCGGCGAGCUCAUGACGGCCAUCGCGGAGAUCGAGGCGACGGACAGCGCCGGCAGCUCCAAGGCGCUCCUGCGGGGCCUCGAGGCGUCGCUCUCCGACUCGGCGCACGAGGACGACGCCGUGCUCGACAUCGACGAGUUCAUCGCCGCGACUGUGGCCCCGACGUCACCGGUUGAUGUCCACGCAGGCCACCACACGCUGCUCAAGGAGGACUCGCUCAAGGCGGCCUACGAGAAGUUCGACGUCAAGGGCACGGGCACGAUCACCGUCGAGGACCUGGAGCUGGCCUUCGGGUCGAAGAAGCACGCCCAGGAGGUCUUCGACCUCGUGGACGCGAACGGCGACGGCGAGAUCAGCUUCGACGAGUUCCGCGAGAUGAUGGGCCUGAGCCCCAACGAGGUGAGCGACGCGCCCCACGGCGGCGGCCACGGGCCCGCGGGGCCCGCCGUCGGCACGACGAGCCGGCCCCGGGCCCAGAGCGCCCACGCGCGCAUCAAGGAGCACGCCGCGCACGAGCGGCGCAAGUCCAUCGAGGCGGGCAAGGCGACGCCGCCGCGGCCGUCCCUCGCGUCGAUCAAGUCCGCCGGCUCGAACUCGCCCGCCUGGAACUCGUCCACGGGCCUCGACGUCGAGGACCCGCGCGGCGAGCGCCUCGGCUAA
Aureococcus anophagefferens is the source of this 1731-nucleotide messenger RNA. RefSeq names its product putative calcium dependent protein kinase (gene K2). Gene Ontology annotation, cellular component: nucleus; cytoplasm. Gene Ontology annotation, biological process: intracellular signal transduction; protein autophosphorylation; peptidyl-serine phosphorylation. The transcript is spliced from 4 exons. Lineage: Eukaryota; Pelagophyceae; Pelagomonadales; Pelagomonadaceae. Gene Ontology annotation, molecular function: calcium-dependent protein serine/threonine kinase activity; calmodulin binding; calcium/calmodulin-dependent protein kinase activity. The record is from RefSeq and is a predicted model, not a curated record. The coding region runs from base 1 to 1731 and encodes 576 amino acids.